Messenger RNA from Effrenium voratum, 309 nucleotides. The record is from the annotation of a GenBank genome assembly. NCBI's taxonomy places the organism in Eukaryota, Dinophyceae, Suessiales, Symbiodiniaceae.
AUGAUCGUGGUGAUCGCCAAGCCCCCGAGUGUGCCUGACGAGGUUUCAGACGGCAGCCCAAACGCAGACAUCAGCAGCGGAGGUUCCCCGGAGCGCGCGGGCGUGGGGAUGACCACCGUGGUGACCGCCAUGCGCUUCCGCCGGGCACUGCGCAAGCAGAGCAGUUUCUGGUCCGCCACCGGGAACAGUCCCACCCAAGGCGAGGACACACCCUUGCCUUUCGAAGGCUUGGCCUGUACUUCGAGCUCAAGUAUAGAGCGUGAUGUCAACAGGAGCUCCCAGCCUGAGGCACCAGCAACGACCCUGUGA